Molecule: messenger RNA, 615 nt
Organism: Rangifer tarandus platyrhynchus (Svalbard reindeer)
Lineage: Eukaryota; Metazoa; Chordata; Mammalia; Artiodactyla; Cervidae
Source: the annotation of a GenBank genome assembly
AUGGGGCUGGUUACGCCCCUCCCCCGCCAAAGCCACUCCCUGGGGGCCGUCCCCAGCUGCUCCCCACUCCCCACAGGGGCAGGACCUGGGCUGAUACUGGAGCAGAGGAAGGAAGCUGUAAUCUCUGCUCCUAGAAGUUUUUUAUUUUCAAAAUGUCCCUCCCAGCUGCUAUCUUCAAAGUGUACUCUGUCUGCAGCUGGUGCAGGCCGAGAAGGAAGUGGUUUGUCCCUCCCCGUCUCAGGAUGCUUUCUGGGGCCACUGAUCACGGCUGGGAGCCAGAGGCCACGGGUGCAGUUAGACGGUGCUGAGAACUUGGUAAUGAUCCCCCUGAGCCCCCGGCCCCAGUCUGAGCCAGGCUCUUCUCUCUUCAUCAGUCGCGUGUGUCCUUACGUCACUCCAGCCGUUGUUUGUGUGUGUGUGUGGCUUCGUCGGGGCUUUGCUGCGGCACACGGGACCUUUGCUGCAUCAUGGGGGAGUUUUCAUCACAGCACUCAGACUCUGGUUGUGGGUUCUAGAGCACUCGGGCUUAGUUGCCCUGUGGGGGGUGGGAUCUUAGUUCCCCGAGCAGGGAGCGAACCCUCGUCCCCUGCAUUGCAAAGACUGAAAGUGAAGUAG